AUGCAGGAAACCAAUCCCCCUCAAGUAGAGGUUGAGGCAGAUGAUACUCUAGCCGGAGACCUUUAUGAAGACUCCUCUGUGGCUUCAUUGAGAUCAAGCAUUUUGGAGAAUGAGGUUGAGAAUGGCCGCACGUAUCACUCCAUGAGCUCGGGAAAAUACCAAUACCCGAAUGAUGAAAGAGAGAACGAUCGUUUAGACUUUCAACAUCAUAUCUGGAAACUCACCUUAGAUGGGGCACUUGCAACUGCCCCUGCUCACAAGACGGCGAAGCGCAUCUUAGAUAUGGGUACAGGAACUGGUAUCUGGGCUUGUGAAUAUGGUUGGUAUUUUCCAGUCCUGCGCUUCAAAAUCAUUCCUUUGCUAAUGAGAAUAGCGGACGAAUUCCCAACUGCCGAGGUCAUCGGCGUCGACCUGAGUCCCAUCCAGCCUCUCUGGACACCUCCAAAUUGUAGAUUUGAGAUUGACGAUCUUGAGAAGGAAUGGACCUGGUCUGAGCCUUUCGAUUACAUCCACUGUCGUACAAUGGAGGGCUCGUUCGCCAAUCCAGCUAAGAUCAUCAAGAAGAUUUACAAAGCUCUUGAGCCCGGUGGGUGGUUCGAGGCCGGAGGCUUCGUCCUCCCCAUGGGUUGCGACGAUGGCAGCGUCCCCAAGGAUUCGGCUCUCAGCCGGUGGCAUGAUCUCCUGGCAGAGGCUGGCGAAAAGUGCGGCCGCUCCAUCGAGAGCCCUUCCAAGUACACAAGCGCUAUUGAAGAGGCUGGGUUUGUCGACAUUGUGAACAAGCAGUACAUUUGGCCUCUCAACUCAUGGCCCAAGGACGAGGACCUCAAGGAAAUUGGGAGGUGGCAAUUCGUUAAUCUCGACCUGGGCAUUGAAGCACUCUCGAUGGGCCUGCUGACGCGUGUAAUGGAUUGGACAAAGGAAGAAGUCUUUGCCUUUUGCGCCGAGCUCCGGAACGAUUUGAAGAAGAAGGAGUACCACGCCUAUUGGAGGGUCCAUGUUGUCUACGCCCGCAAACCGUUGGCUGAAGAUACUCCGAAAGAGUGA
Messenger RNA from Colletotrichum orchidophilum, 1044 nucleotides. Its product is annotated as methyltransferase domain-containing protein. Bases 1 to 1044 code for a protein of 347 amino acids. Gene Ontology annotation, molecular function: methyltransferase activity. NCBI's taxonomy places the organism in Eukaryota, Fungi, Ascomycota, Sordariomycetes, Glomerellales, Glomerellaceae. The transcript is spliced from 10 exons. The record is from RefSeq and is a predicted model, not a curated record.